UUUCGAGAAAUCUUGGAUCUGCCGCGCCCUCGGUUAUGGGUGUGUGCUAGAGGCACACAUGCGCACUGUCAAUACAAACUAAAACGCCAACCAUCUAGCGCUCUUUGAUUGGGUAAAAAAAAAUGGGUUUCGGUUCUGAACCUACAUUGACUUAUGUUAUUGCAAAUAAUUCUUAAUUAAUCUACAUUAUAUCCUGUAAUUAUAAAGCCGACUGAAUAUUUUGUGGAACGCCAAUCUUUCCCAGUGUCUCGCUCUUUCUUUCAUGCCUGCGUAAACGGUUCGAAGAAUUUUUGUUGACGCCAGAUACCUCGCCAGCGCCAAGCGGUUUCGAAUCUUCAUCAUGUCUCAAGAACAAGACUCAGAUCAAAAGAAAAUACAUGGAUCCAGUGGUUGUUGGAGCGAGAUGAAAUCUGUGGAAGGUCUUCCUCGCGAAGAAGUUACCAUGCUUCAAGGACUUCAUGAUAAGGUACGAGAAGCAGCUCAAGAAAAAGCCGGCAAGCCCUUCACAGCUUUGGAACCUUUGCAAUUUGCUACCCAGAUUGUCGCUGGUACGAAGUAUUGUAUCCUGGCCUACAUUGACGACAAGAAAGAGUACGUUGGUGUCUUCAUUAUCUACAUGAAUCUAACUGGCGAUGUCUCUCUAACCAGCUUCGAAGAACAUAAAGCCAAUUUCGAUAUAAGGUUCACCCCGCCGUUAAUCCCGUCAACACCACCAGAAACCAAGAAUAAUCCAGAUAAAAAGUAAUUUUAAAAAGCUCGAAAAACUCGACAUUGUGGUGCAAAGGGAUAAUCUUGACACUUACAAUAGCAAGGUUGCGGGUUCGAAUACUAAUAUGGGCAAUGGACUUUUCAAAUUAUCUCUAUUGCAACAAGAAUUUGAAGAAAAUAAAACAAGUCUGUACUUUUAGCCUGAUCCACAUUCCAAGGUUUUAUCUGUUUUUAUUUAUUUGUUUAUUUAUCUAUUUGUUACAUUAACACAAUUUAAAAAGCUGGCAUACGAUUGGGCCCUGUACGGUAAGACAGAGUGGACGGAAAGGAAAUGGGAAUAGUAUUCGUAAUCAUUUCAUUGGUAACCAACUCAUGGAGUUCUUUGCAUGUUCAAAUAUUGAGUAAUGCUGCAAUAUACAGGCCUAUUUAUUGUGAUAUGUAUUUCUUUUCUCUAUUGUAAAGCGCAGAGAGAAUGCGCUAUAUAAGUGAUGCAUCAUCAUUAUUAUCAUCAUUAUUAUUAUCAUUAUUAUUAUGGGAAAACAUGUUCCCUUUCCAAGAUCGAGCCCCUGGACACACAAUUCACGUAUCUUUCUUAUCUAAAAAUAGUGUAUUAUAAUGUAGCGUAAUUUUCAUCAAAGUAGAACUGAUAUUUUUUACCCGAACCGUCGACCAAAAUUAUGAAGACUGAUGUACUGAGUAUUUAGAUCUCAGAAUGGGUAGAAUGCAUGUAUAGCACUUUGUAUUUGCAUUUGAGAAAUAAUUAUAAACAAUAAUCGACGGCGUGAUUCAUCAUAUAUUUUCAUAUAUAUAUAUUCAUCAUAUAUUUUCAUAUAUUUUCUUCAUUUCCAAGGGGAUCCACACUUUACAAGCUUUGCUCUUUAGUGGACCCCCUCAUUUCCAUUUAUGCUCAAUAUUACAUGUGUUUUUGUUUUGUUUUACGAAGUAAGAAUGCUCGUCUGUAAAAUUGUACUUGAUUUGUAUUACUUUAUAUUACUUUGUAUUAUGUUUUGAAUGGAAAUGGAAUAAAGAAUUGAAUUGAAUAUAUUUC
Messenger RNA from Lytechinus pictus (painted urchin), 1756 nucleotides. RefSeq lists its product as uncharacterized. NCBI's taxonomy places the organism in Eukaryota, Metazoa, Echinodermata, Echinoidea, Temnopleuroida, Toxopneustidae. The coding region runs from base 341 to 745 and encodes 134 amino acids. The transcript is spliced from 3 exons. The record is from RefSeq and is a predicted model, not a curated record.